CAUUGGAGAGACCGCGAGGGAUGCAGCAGCGAUGGAACCCGGCUUCCUUUUUCAAGAAUCAGCGUGAGGGAAGGGAGCAGAGCCGCGGGAUUUUAGGGAGCCCUUGUCCCACUCCCCCUCCCGCGUGUAGGUAGCGUCUGGGAUGUGUGCGGGCCCCAUGGAGAGACGCUGGCGGUGGCUGCGGUGGCAGCUGGGGCUCCUACCGCGGCUGCAGCCGGCAGUAAUCGGACCCCGCGGGCGCGGGGAUUGAAGACGCGCAAGGGAGAGCGGCGAGCUGCGAACAAAAGCCCUCGGCGCGGGGCCCGAGCCCGGGACGUGCGGGACUCCGCAAAAGGACAGGGCUCAGCCAUGGUGGACCCCGUGCCGGAAGAGGAAAAGGCGGGAACCGAGCCUGAAGGUUCGGAAGGGGACGCAGCCGCCGCAUCUGUGCCCCCCGACGCACAGGGCGCCCAGCAGUCCGCCGCCUCCUCGGCCUCGGCCUCCGCCUCGGCCUCGGCGGCGGCGCCCCACAAGGCUGAAGUCCCGAGCGCAGCGGAAGAAGGCGGGGGGCGGGAGCAGUCUCCGCUGCUGCACCUCGACCUCUUCAACUUCGACUGUCCGGAGGCGGAGGGCAGCCGCUACGUGCUGACCAGUCCCCGCUCGCUGGAGGCCUGCGCGCGCUGCGCCGUCAAGCCAGUGGAGCUGCUGCCGCGGGCCCUGGCAGACCUGGUGCGCGAGGCGCCGGGCCGCUCCAUGCGGGUGGCCACCGGCCUGUACGAGGCCUACGAGGCGGAGCGGCGCGCCAAGCUGCAGCAGUGCCGGGCCGAGCGAGAGCGCAUCGUACGCGAGGAGAAGCGGCGCCUCUUCACGCCGUUGGGGCCCGCGGCCGCCGCCGCCUCGGUCCCCAGCGCGGGCGGCAGCAGCAGCAGCUGCAGCAGCGCCAGCCUCCCGGCCUCGCCCGCGCCGCGUGCGACCCGCAAGGCCUCUUCCAGCCCAUCUCCAGCCCGGACGCAACCACCGACCGCGGCGUCGCGGGCAGGUAGGAAGAGCCACUCGCUAGACUCGCUGUCCCGCCGGCGCGAGGGCGCCCUCAGUUCCGAGUCUGGAGCGUCGUCGUCGUCCUACAGCGGGGAGAGCCUGCGGGAGCUGCGCUGGCCUCUGCGGGCCUCGGCCAGGAACAGCUGCCCGGCGGGCUCCGCGUCCUCCGCCCCCAACCCCCUGGGCCGCCCUUCCGCCCUGGCCUUGGUGCCGCUCACCGGCCGCAGCUUCAGCCUGGGUGACCUGAGCCACUCUCCGCAGACGGCUCAGCACGUGGAGCGCAUCGUGCGCCAAGUGCGCGCCGAGCGGGGCCUGCGCGGGGUGCCGGAUCGCGACCGAAAGAUCGCGGCGCUGAUGCUGGCGCGCCACCAGGAGGAGGCAGCCGAAGAAGCCGUGCAGCAGAAGGCGCGGCGCGUGGGCCAGAGCCGGUUGGAGAAGGAGCGGACCCAGCGCGCCAAUAAGCAGAAGGUGGAGAGGGACGAAGACUGCCGCCGGCAGGAGCUGCUGCAGGCCAUCGGGCGCAAGCUGGAGCGGAGCGAGCAGCUGUCCCGGGAGCGGCGGAGCGCGCUGGAGACCGCCCGCUCCACAGCCCGGGCCUCCUUCCACGUGCGGGAGAAGGUACGCGAGGAGACCAACACGCGCUCCUUCGACCGCAUGGUGCGGGAAGCCCAGCUGCACGCCAGCCUGGACCGCAAAUGACCGCGGCCCUGAGCUGGCCAGGCGGCCCCGCUCAGCCCUGCGUGGCCUCCCUUGGCCUUUAUGACCAGACUGCGGAAGUCUGCGGUCGGGGCCCAGCGCUGCGGCCUGGCCAGGCUCCCGACCGAGGAGGCGAUGAGAGGACAGAUAGGAGAGCUGCCAGCCCACCGCCUUUUAAAAAUCGGACUUCAUUUGGAAAUGACAUAGCACAAUCUUUAACCACAUCUCCUUGGUGGCUCCCGCAGCGGCCCUCGCCAAGCUUCCCAGUGUGUCUUUGGGGUUGGAGUAGAAAAAGAGCGGGGAGAGGGGGCCUGAGUCGGGACUGGGGGAGGGCCCCCGUAGGAGAGGGUGCAGCGGUGGCCGCCCCCUUCUGCAGCAGUCAGCCCAGGCACCUUCCGCAUGUGGGUGUCUGAGGUGACAUUGGUUACCGCAGCUGAGGAGGCGUCGCCUUGGCUCACCUCCAUCUUUUAAAAUAACGGCAAGUUGUACAAAGCUCAGAGGCCUCGCAGAAAAGCACAGCUCUUCCAAGGUGUUAGACCACACCAAGGGACCCCAAAAGCGAUUGGUUUUUGUAUGCUUGACUUUUAAACUGCCACUUGAGCAAAUUCUGGUCUUAGUUAAGGUAGUUUUUUUUGGUUGAUUCCCAUAGGCUUUCUAGGUAGACAAUCAUCUGCAAAUAAUGAUCAAUUUGUGUCUUUUUUCCCUCCCAUUCUCCCAAGUGACACAAGAAAUCGGUUGGUUUGGUGAUGCUGUUUCACUUUAGUGGAAGCCCCUGGGGGAGAUGAGUUCCCUAGGCAGCAUUGUUCCGCCGGAUUCUGCUUUCUUGCAGGGUAGCUUCAGGGGGAGGCCGUGUCUGAUGCCCACCUCCCAGUGUGGAGCCCACUCGUCGAAAGACAUCAGCCAUGCCUUACGAAGCAGAGCUACCUUAUGUGCCUGCCCAGGCCGAUCCUGCCUAAAUCUCCAGCCCUGGAUGCUGUCCCUGAGGGUGGGCCCAGCGAGUCUGGAGCUAGGAUUCCCUCGGGGAAGGAAUCAUCCCAGCUGCCCUGACAGUCAUCUCCUGUGGGGGCCGCUUUGCUGUGGAGAGUUGUGGUCGCUAUUGUUGGUUCUGUAGCUUCCCCUCCUCCCUCACAUGAGGAAAAAAGAGAAUGUUCCCCCUUAAGUUCCUGGUUCCCCCUCACCUUUGCUGGAAGUGUUGAAUCAUUCUCUCCGUGCCUCACCUUUCCCACUGGCCAGACGGGGCCAUAAGUAUCUUCUCUUGGUACCUCAAGGUCUUCCGGAUCCAAAGCACCGCCUCAGUAUUAUUUGUUGGUCUUCUUUGUGCCUUUCUUGACCUGGAGUAGAGAAGCAGGAGGGCUGCUGUUGGCCUAGUUGGUUUCUGGGAAUAUUGAUUCCUGGGCGUUGGAAGGGGCAGUGCAUUACAGCAGAUAAUCAUUUAGCUGCUGGGGGAAAAUACUUGCAAGACCAGGCCACUCCCUGGUCCCAAAAGUCCCACUCAGUUGUCUUUGGGCAACUUUAAUGCCUAGAGUGCUUCCUUCCCAUGAAGCCGAAAUCAGCCCCCUUGGCCAUAUCCACCCACUGACUCUGCCUUCAUCACGGAAAACAUUACAUUUUACAUUAAAUCAGGAUCAGGAAAUAAAAGUUACCAAAAAAGAAAAAAAGAAUCAGGGUAGAGAACUACUAUAUUAGACAUGUUUCAUGUAUAUUCUGCUGGGCAGAAUUGUCCCUAAAAUGUCUGGUAUUACACACACACACACACACACAUAUACACACACUCCAUCCGUACCCCCCCCCAAUUGUAUGCCAGCAGGUACAAAAGCAUUGUGUAGAAGGGAGCAAUACUUAGGUGUUACACAGGAGCUAUGCCAAGGUUUAUUUCUUGAAUGGAUGAAUUUUUCCCUCUAAUUUUCUUCUUGUCGGUAAUCAGGUUAUCAGUGAGCUAGCUGGAAUAAAUGGUAUUGUCUGUGAGUCGGGGCAUUUGACUAAAAGGUUAAUCUGAUACUUACUGGUUCUUACCUUGUGGCUCCUGAUUUCCUAGAGAGCUUUUGAAACGUGAAUAGGAAAUUCCAUGUAAAACUACUUUCUUCCAAAGUACGUACAUUCAUUUGAGAAGGACCGCAAUCUGGUUUUCUGGAUAACGCACUGAAGGGUACACAGGUGAUCUUACCUUGCCCUCUGUUCAGUUUGUUUUCUGACUUACUGAGUGACUUUGGAUAGAUCACCUCUCUGUGCCUUGGUUCCCCACCUGUGGAAUGGGGAUUGUGACUUUGGCCUUCCUCAGCACUGUGAAGAUGAAUCAGAAUCAAAGAGGUUUCUCAGCCCUAUGACUUCAGAACUGCAGGUGCAAUGGGCAUAAACAGAAAGGAUCAUGUGACCGGACUAUGCCCAGAGAGUAUAAUGUACUGUUGUGAUCUAGUGACGAAAGGAAUGGUCUCAAAAAGCACAUUGCAGCUACCUGGAAUUUAAAUAAAGCUUAAAAAAGAAAAGCACAUUGCCAAUCAUAGUGUCACAUGUGAUGCAAAGGCCCAGGUCUGAAUCUGAAUGUCACCAAAUUAGAGGUUUACACUUAGCGAAAAGCACUGUGUAAAGGAAAAAAAACUUGGAUUCCAAAAAAGAGAGAGAGAUCCAUAUAGCUAAGUAAAAUUAAAGCAAAGACAGAAGCCAAACCUAGUCAACGUAAAGAAUGGUUCUUCUAAAUUUCAGAUCAUCCUCUAGAAUAUAGACCCAUUGCUACAUCCUAGGAUAAGUGGUCAUGUUGCCCUUUGAGGAGGAGCAAUUUCCAGAAUCCUUUGUUGGGCUCUUCAUUUAUAUUCUCUUUGACGUGAUACUAGAGAGAAGUAGUUCCUAUUCUGAACUGCAGCAAGAGACAGUUGGAGGGUUGGGGGGCGAUGGGGAUAGUGGGUGGAGAAAGGCGUACUUCUCCUGAUGUAAACAUUCUAACAAGUGCCCAGAAUUGGCCUCAGAGCACCAUGCUGGAAGUUUUUUUACGAUCCAGGAAAUUGCAGCCCUGAAGCAGUCUCAGACCUUCACAUUUGCCCUCUUGGAGCAUCCCCGGGCUCCGAAAAGAGAGAACAUGAAAUGGAGUAAGGAGGAGUGGGAAGGGUUGGAAGAAGCUUUUGUUCGGUUCAUUACCAAGGAAACAAGCAGGACAAAGCUGUUUCAGAUGCAAUCAUCGGUGAAGCUAGCCCAGCGUCCUGCAAUGACCAGUGCCUACACCACAUCUGGACAAGAAGACGGAAGUUUCCCUUCAGAAGCACACAGACUGAACCUUCAAGGGAUUUGCCAAAGGUGAAGAGUGGAUGGAGGAGUGAAGGCAUAUCAGAAUGCAGUUUGUGUUCAAGCUACUCUGUAAAGUCCACCAGUUAUCAUUCCUUCUCCUUUAAAAAGUCCCUUGAAACAGAGGGAUGCCUGACUUUGCAUAAGGGGCUGUAUAUUAUUUAGCCUCAAAUCCCCUAUAGAUCACACUUUAGCACCUCACAUAUGGUUUGCACAUAAAUACUAGAUGGAGAGAGGGAUAGAUGGUGGAUGGCUGGGGGACAACUGACUGGUGAUCCAAUGAAAUCUGUGAAGGAUAGAUUGGGUGGGCAAACCUCCUUUCAUUUGACAGAUUUGUAUUGAACAUGUGCUGUGCGCCAGGCACUGCUUUUGAUGCUGGGAAGACAAAGUCCGAUCACUGACCCUGGGGACCAUUGAUGCUUCAUUGUCAUGAACAGACAUCUGUAUGUCCCCAUUGGGCUUAACUACCUUCCUACCCUGGUAUCCAUCCAUAGGUAGAUCUGAUGGUCCUUCAGGCACUGACUUCAAGCCUUUUUAGUUUCCUGGGGACACGCCAUCUGCCAACCAACCGUCACUCAGUCCCUGUUGUUCUCUUUCCCUUGAUUAGCCAGGAGCCUUGAUUAAUCAGGUCAAAUUCAUAAGGUCAUGUACUUAAUCAGUUUUAAAUUACAGUAAAAAGAGAGAGUAAGAUUAAUUACCUUCAAGGGUGUUAUUUGCCACGACGUUAACAAAGGCAGCAUAAAUAAUGAUCGUCAAAAAAAGAAAGGUAAUGAUCAUCAACCCAGAGAAUGAGCCUCAGGCCAUGCAGAGUCCCAGAUCACUAAAACAAGGUACCAGCUUCAUCAUUCAACUGUUCCGUGCUGAGACAAGAAACUCAACAUUCCAGCUUAAAAAAGCAAUUCCAGCUUAAAAGUUUCAACAAAAAGAGAUUUCUGAUCAAUACUAAAUUGAUGAGAAAGGUUAGUGAAGCAAAUAUUCUUCUUAAGACUUCCAGGUGAUUGUGGUUGCCCGUAGGUUGCUCUGUAGACUUGCCUUUUCUCCACCAUACGACUGCCGUCUCCACCCUGCAUGUCCCAGGGAAACAUUUGGCAGACGAACACAAGGAAACCUGGCAUUUCUUGACACAGCCUGGAAAGCAGCUUUCAGGGACCCAGCAGAUAGCUCUCAGUUCCAGAAAUGUUGUUUAGGCCCUAUAGGUGAUACACGUUUGGCUUCGGUUGUCUGAUGCAGCACCUGCUGUAUUCUGACCAAUCACGUGCUUUAAUUACCUAAUUGUAUAGAAGAGCACCUGGUCUGCCCACCUGUGUCCGCUGUUCCACGGAUUCUGGUGCUCUCUCUAGGUGCGCCUCCUCCCAGCCCAAUGCAUCCCUUCACAUGUCCCUUCAGGCUGGGCCCUGGUGCUGCUAGGGCUUCAAAAAGUCAGGGCUGGGACAGAGGGUGGAGUCAGUAGCAGAUGUUAGGACAUAGAGGGGAGGGUGGUUUCCUUUUGAGGAACAGUGAUGAUCAUUGUUUGCACUGUUGUUACUUCUUGAUUCAUCAAAUACUGUCCUGUCCCAUAUGAGCACAGACUUGGUCCAAAGUGAUUUUUAAAUUAGCUGCCAUUUUGAAGUCUUCAUGCCUUUCUUCCUCUCCACUAGUACAGUAUUGGUAGCAUGUUCUUGUGUCAGACACUUGCACAAUUCAUAGGACUGUCAGACAGUAGAUCCGUAUCUACUCCUGUGUGAGUGUCUGUAUGCACGCACACACACACACACACACACACACACUCCUACCAGUUCCAGCAUCAGCGUUCUUUCAGAGGGAGGGAAAUUGUGGUUGUAUUCUUCCAGGGAAGGGUAAGCUCUGAGGAAACGUAGCUGCCCCUUGGGAGGGGUCCAUUGACUCCACCUACCUCCAGCUCAGAGCUGCUUCAGGCUCUGGCCUGUAAGCACAGUGUCCAUAUUUCCCAAGCCCAGCAAUGAGCCACGCGGGUGACAAAGGGUCUUCAUACUGCCACUACACUUCUCCUUUCCCCUUCUCAGUGUGACAGACUGGCUGGGAAAUGGAAUUUGGAUGCCAAAAUGUUGACAUUCGGAACAUCUCAGCAUGAUGGAAUGACUAACAUCCACAAAGUUCUGAACAUCCAGUCCAUGUGGCUGCCAUAGCUUCAAGGCAAAGAGUUUGGCAAAGAAGCAAGGAUCUUGACUUAUUCAGACUGUUACCUACUGUUCAAUGGGCUCCUCUUGUCAUCUACAAAAGGAGGACAACAGAUCCUACAUGGUAGGCGGUUGUUAAAUGGGUUAAUGCUUGGAAAGCAGCUCAGUCCCUAGAAAUAGCACUCAAUUCAUGGAUAUUGUUAUUCUGAACUCGGGUGGAAAAGGAAGGAAUGAAGUAGGUUGAACGUCAGCCAGGUGGUCCUAGUGGACACCAGGCUUUGAUGGUAGCCCUUUGCAGUUGUCUGUAUCCCUUGCUGUGUGGCAAUCCCCCAACCAACCCAAAGGAAGGGGCUCUGGAGUAAUGGUUCCCCUAGCGAUGUGCUGUAGCCUGGGGCUGGGGCGGGAGGGAUUACCUUGUUUACCAAAUGUUUGGCAAUAAAAUUGACAUCUGGUGGUGA
Molecule: messenger RNA, 7579 nt
Organism: Leptonychotes weddellii (Weddell seal)
Lineage: Eukaryota; Metazoa; Chordata; Mammalia; Carnivora; Phocidae
Source: RefSeq, a predicted model, not a curated record